Molecule: messenger RNA, 7078 nt
Organism: Brassica napus (rape)
Lineage: Eukaryota; Viridiplantae; Streptophyta; Magnoliopsida; Brassicales; Brassicaceae
Product: ABC transporter A family member 3-like
Exons: 16
Coding region: 823-3630 (935 amino acids)
Biological process (GO): lipid transport; transmembrane transport
Cellular component (GO): membrane; intracellular membrane-bounded organelle
Molecular function (GO): lipid carrier activity; ATP binding; ATP hydrolysis activity
Source: RefSeq, a predicted model, not a curated record
AUAAAUAAGUUAUAUUAAAAUAUAAAUUUCAUUAACCCAUUUUUGUAAAGAAAAAUGGUUUUGCAUUUUCAAAAUGCGGAGUAAAAUCUAAUAUCAUUGACAUACCGAUAAAAUCAAUUAUAGUUUGACUUAUGAAUUAUUUAAGCUAAAAUGUUAUAUACGAUUUACAAAAUUAAAAACAAAUAAAACAACUAACACCGAUCAUGGGACAUGUCACUUGAUAUAUUUUUCAUUUAAUAAGAUAUUCUGACUUUUUGUAAUUAAAAUUUAUGCAAAGACAAACCCAAAAAAUUUAUGCAAAGAAUACUUUGAGUGUUUGUCAAGUUCAUACGAAACUACAACUAAAUAAUAACAAAAAAUAGAAAACAAAAAAACCGCGCUAGUAGUCGUAUUAAAAUUCCAAUUAUAUCACAUAAUUUUUAAUAUAUUUGUUUUAUUGGACCGUGCAUUUCUUAUCGUCCAAGCAACCGUCUCGUAUGGUAGUAUAUCACAUCGAGCACACACAGUAAUAACUCUAUAUGACACUAGUAUUAAAAAUAUAUCAUUCAAUGACAAAAAAUUAUUAUGUUCAAAUCCCACAUGUUGACGAAUCGACAGUCGUGGGGAUCACUCGUUAGCAUCUGAUUGAAAAAUUAUUUUGAAGCUCCAUUGUUGAUUCUUUUUUCGCUACUGGAUAAAAAAUAUAUACGGUUAUAACUCAAUUUGUAUUUAUUUUUGAUAAAAUAAUUCGAUUAAUGACCCAAACAAUAAUAAACUUUGGUGAUUAAAGUAAAGUGGCGGUAGUUUUGUAAACAGAAGAAGAAAUAAGGGAAAGCUUCGUCAAUGGCGGAUUCUGAUCCAGCCAGCUUCUUGACGCAGGCCAAUGCCAUACUUAGAAAAAACUUAACCUAUCAGAAACGGAACAUAUGGAGCAACGUUCGGCUCAUCAUGAUCCCUUUCUAUCUCUGCUUGGUUUUAGUUGGUAUUCAAGCUCUGUUUGAUUCACAAGUCAGCAACUCACUCGAUAAUCAAUGUGGUUGUAAAUGCAUUCACAGAACCGGAGACGAAACAUGCCAAAUGGUCUGUGGUGUAGAAUACUCUACUCGUGAUCAAGCGGUCUUUUGUGCCAUCCCAAAUCCACAACCAUGGCCACCUUUGAUUCUUAUUCCGCUUCCUCGGAAUCGUGUUGUUGACGCCAAUCUCACUAAUGUCUCGUGCAAGCAAAGAAACAAUUGCCCUGUAACCAUACUUUUCACUGGCAAUAAUCAAUCUCUUGGUGCAACUUUGUCUAGAAAUCUUUUCAGGAGGUCUUUUCCAAUGAACUACUCUGACCUCUUGUUUAGUUUAGCGGAUAAUGUGUUGGCUACAACAUAUAAAGGAAGUCCCACCAAUUAUCUUGAUGCAGGAAUUGUCUCAGAUCGUUUCAUAUACAACAUCCAAUCUCGGUGCACUCCAAACUCCAAAGUUUCAUUCUCACUAGGACAAUCACCUCUCAAUUUUACCAAAGAGAUGAGAUGCGUCCAAGGGCUGAACCUUUGGAUAAAUAGCUCCAGAGAGAUUAAUGAUGAUAUUUUCAAAGGUUAUCUGAAAGGAAAUUCUGAAGGGAUGAUAAAUGAGAUUGUUGCAGCAUAUGAUCUCUUGGACACAGAUAGGACUAACUUCAAUGUGAAUAUUUGGUAUAACGCAACGUACCAGGAUGAUUCAGGAAAUAUGCCUCCAAAGUUGCUCCGAGUUCCCCGCUUAGUUAGUUUGAUGUCAAAUGCUUAUCUUCAGUAUUUGAAAAGCCCAAGGACAAGGAUGUUGCUUGAGUUUGUCAAAGAAAUGCCUAAACCAGAAACUAAACUUCGUUUAGACAUUGCUUCUCUGAUUGGUGCAGUUUUCUUCACAUGGGUUAUUCUUCUUCUGUUCCCUGUGAUCUUGACCUCACUGGUGUAUGAGAAGCAGCAGCGGCUAAGAAUUAUAAUGAAAAUGCACGGUCUAGGAGAUGGUCCGUAUUGGAUGAUUACCUACGCCUAUUUUCUCGCCAUUUCCACGUUAUACGUAAUAUGCCUGAUGAUAUUUGGGUCAGCAAUAGGGCUGAACUUCUUUAGGCUAAAUGACUACAGCAUCCAUUUUGUUUUCUAUUUUCUCUACAUAAAUCUUCAAAUCUCCCUUGCCUUUCUAGCUUCCUCAGCAUUUUCAAACGUUGAGACAGCAUCAGUUGUUGCAUACAUAUACGUGUUUGGAUCUGGAUUAUUGGGCUGGUUUCUCUUCCAGUUUCUGAUUGAAGAGUUAUCGUUUCCCAGACGCUGGAUUUUUGUCAUGGAGCUGUAUCCUGGCUUCUCUUUAUUCCGCGGGUUGUAUGAGUUCUCUCAGUAUGCUUUUCAGGGGAGCUUGACUAGGAGGCAAGGAAUGAAGUGGAAAGAUAUCAGCGAUAGUUCAAUGGAUAAAGUUUUCUACAUCAUUAUAGUUGAAUGGUUUUUCUCACUCAUUGCAGCAUACUAUAUCGAUAAGAUGUCUUCAUCAGGAAAGGACCUUUUGUUCUUCUUGAAAAACCCUUUCAAUAAAUAUCUUCUUCCACAAAGGCCUAGCUUGCAAAAGCAGGUCUCUGCAGUUUCCGUAGAAAUGGAGAAACUAGAUGUCACUCAGGAGAGUGAAAAAGUCCAGAAACUGAUGCGUGCGCAGAGGACAAGACAUGCGAUUGUAUGCAACACAAUGAAGAAGGUGUAUCCAGGUAGGGAUGGAAACCCGCCAAAAAUGGCGGUCCGAGGGUUAUCUCUGGCUGUUCCUUCGGGAGAGUGCUUCGGUAUGUUAGGGCCCAAUGGUGCCGGAAAGACCUCAUUCAUCAACAUGAUGAUUGGUCUUGUGAAACCAACAUCAGGGUCAGCGUUUGUUCAAGGUCUGGACAUAUGCACAGAUAUGGACAGAGUCUACACCAGCAUGGGUGUAUGUCCACAACACGACUUACUCUGGGAAACACUGUCAGGAAGGGAGCAUCUGCUCUUCUAUGGGAGACUUAAGAAUCUCAAAGACUCUGAACUUGACCAAGCUGUACAAGAAUCUCUUAAGAGUGUAAACCUAUUGCACGGAGGAGUUGCUGACAAACCUGCUGGAAAAUACAGCGGAGGAAUGAAAAGACGGCUAAGUGUAGCCAUUUCACUUAUAGGGAGUCCUAAGGUGGUCUAUAUGGAUGAGCCGAGCACAGGACUUGAUCCUGCUUCAAGAAUGAACCUAUGGACAGUCAUCAAACGUGCGAAAACAAACACUGCGAUAAUCCUCACGACUCAUUCGAUGGAAGAGGCAGAGUUUCUCUGUGACCGUUUGGGAAUAUUUGUUGACGGAAGGUUACAAUGCAUAGGAAACCCAAAAGAGCUAAAGGGAAGGUAUGGUGGAUCUUAUGUGUUAACUAUGACAACAGCAUCAGAACAUGAGAAAAAUGUGGAGGUUUUGGUUCAAGAUGUUUCUCCAAACGCCAAGAAGAUAUAUAACAUUGCUGGGACACAGAAAUUUGAGAUCCCGAAAGAAGAAGUUCGGAUCUCAGAAGUGUUUCAGGCGGUGGAGAAGGCCAAGAGCAGUUUCAAGGUGUUUGCUUGGGGACUUGCGGACACAACCCUUGAAGAUGUCUUCAUUAAGGUUGCUAGAAGUGGUCAGGCCUUUAAUGUCUUCUCUUGAAAUAUUCUUAACAUUAUCGUUAUUGUGUGUUCAACGUGAACUAUUGUUCUCCUCUGCUAGAUUGACCACUACCAGACUUCUUAUAUUCCAUUUAAAAUAGGUUUAGUUUAGUAAAAUAAUUAUAAGACAUGAUACUCCUUACUUUUAUUUUCAAAUAUAUACUUUUAAAAUGAAAUGUAAAAUUAAUUCAAGUCAGAAACGUUUUUACAAUAGGCGCCUCACUGUUUUGUAAUCUAUCAACAUAACCAACUCGAUCGGCCAUAUCAACAUUUUGUUGUUAGCAUUCUCUCACUCCAUUCAACAAAGUUGUAUGUUGAUAUUCUUCUUGACGAAGGUUUAGGGAAAGGCAUAAAACAUCCUUUUAAGUUUUAACCCAAGUGAAUUCAAUUCCACCUCUAAAAUAACCCAUUUUUUAAUGAUCAAAUCCUUCAGCUUUACUCUAAGCUGAUAAGAGAAUUCGAAAAAUUGACUUUCACAAAAGGCAGAAGUUUGUUGGAUAAUACAUUAAAUAAAAACAAACAAACAAACAAAAAACACAUGCUCCCCUGAACGUGGCUUGAACGAGUGACUGAGACAAAAGGACAAAUAGUAUAACAGAUAAGUUGACAGCAUUUCAAUCUAGUGGAGUGCUUCUUCCCAUGCUCCAAACACUUGAAAUAUAAAAAUAAGGAAUGUAACUUUUUUUUAAGGAAUGUAAAUAUUUUCGAAAUAUAACAUUCACCAAAACAAACAAAAGAGAAAGAGCAAAAUGCACGUGAACGAAGGACCAGUCGACACGUAACUCUCGUGCGUAUUGUGGAUCAAAUCCAUAUGCCCAUAUCUGAUCCUUCACCAACCAAAUCUAAAAUCGCUGCCUGUCACACGCGUUAGUCUGCGUCUUCGUUUUCUAGUUGAGAGUAUGCUUCCGCAAUUAGUCUUUCUUUGCCAGUCACAGUAGGCAUGUGUUCUUAAUUAAAGCUUCUACUUGUUUACGAACCCUCAAAUGAUUUUCUCCUACCAUAUCUAUUUAUUAAUAUCAGAACUUUGAUGAAAAUUAACUGCCAUAGUGCUGCUGGUUGUGAGAAAAAAUACGGACCUUGCAAUCCGAGAUGGUGUAAUGAUGAUACUAUAACUACUUACUAUUUAACAUGUACUAUACGUGUCUCUUUUGUUUUAGAUUUUAUAAAAUGUGUACUAUUUGUACUAUGUGUCUCGCCAAAGGAAUAACCAGAUUGAAGAAAUGACCUUUUAUAAAUUAAGAAAUACAUUGCCUCUCUCUGGGGUGCGCUUUUGUACAUAUGACGUAUGAAAUGAUGUAUACAUCGCCUAGAAAACUAAUUGUCCCGUACAAUAUUACUUUCUUAUAAUAAUAUAUGAUUUAAGAAGUAGAGAAUACAAAAAGCUUAUGCUCCUGAAUCAAACAACGUAAUGAAUAAAUUAUCCCCCAAAAAAAGAAAUACUCAAGUAGUGGAGUGUGUGCAUCGCCAGCAAGAUUCUACAGAACGUGUCUUGUAAUUACUCGUUUCUCCGUCAGUGACCGGUGCGGUCCAUGUCAGUAAUCCACGCGCGUGUGUCUGAGAAUAUCUCCACACAAUGGCUGAACCAGUAACUUGCCACCAAAUGAAAGCUAUUGACCUAACAAGGAUUUAUGGGCACCUGCGUCGGCACCACACUAGAGCAAAAGAUAAACUCGCCACGUUUUCGCAUAUUCAUACCUCGUCCCUCGUUACACGAAUAGACUAUUAUUACUUCUCAGCUGGCUCUUUGUUUUCGUUACGGACAGCAAAUAUUUGAAGUAGGGGAGGUAUGUCUCCAAAUAAUUUUUACUUAUGCUUUAAAUACUUUUCUAUUAUAUUAUUAAUUAUUAAUAAAUAGGUGGAGCGAUUGUAGGUUGACAAAACGUAAAUUUAAUAGGACAAUAGAUAUGAUAAUAAUAUUCUCAUCUUUUAUUCUUCUUUUAAGAGAAAACUUUCUUUUUAAUUUGCUACUGAAAUCACAGAUGUUUUACAUAUUUUAGUAUACAUGUACAAACUAUAUCUUCGCUAGCUUUUGAUUGUACUAUUAAUUAUAUUAACAGAAACUAUAGCGUAUGGAUUGGUUAACCCCAUUUAGUGAUCAUAUCAUUAUUCAUUGUUCAAGUAAAAGUUGUUAGAUUCGAUUAAAAUGGUAUAUAUAUAAUAAGAAAAAGAAAAGUGAGAACAUUAUACAAAUUAAAAAGGGAGCACUGUCUCUCACUGAUUCGAUCAGGUCAUUGUCUCUUAGGUUGUGCCGAAUUAAGGACCAUGCGUUGAUGCAAUAAAACAGUUUUUUUCAAUUCAAACCAUAUAUUAUUAUAACAUUCGUUUGUGUGGUUAACAUUUGACCCACGUCCUCUUAGUUAAGUCCAUUUUAAUUUAUCUAAUAUUUAAGUGGGACUUUUUUUCAAAGAUCGCAAUUAGAUUUCGUGGUGGUUGCCUAAACAAUAAAACAGUAAUGCCUUUGAUGCGUGUGAGCUGAUUGAGACCAAGUAAUAUUUAGCCAUUGGUUAUUUUGCUUAUAAUGUGGUGGGAACUGGAGCUGGGGACUGUGGCUAUUAUUGCUACUGUGGGGGUAACAUUUGUGGUGGGAAUUGGAGCGGGGAACUGUGAUUUAUCAAUCGAAGUGACAGACGCAUAUGGAACUUAAUAUUGCCAUCCUCCAAUUCACCUCUAUAAAUUUCAAGCAACGUCUGUGAUUAUAUGUCUCAGUUGACCACACUACUAUAUCUAGUAAGCAACUAUGCAGAUUCUAUAUCCACCAUAGAUAUAAAGUCUGUUUUUACCAGUAUCAGCAAUUUUGAAAGAAAAGCUUUACUUAACUCUUGCCUUUACCAGAUUUUCGGUGUCAUCCAAGAAAAUUUAUUCUAGUCAAGGUUUAUGCGACCUAAGCCAGCUAUAUGGAUCUGGGGAUUGAGUAAAGAAGUAGGUACUCUUUUCAAUGUUACCUAAACUGGAAUAAUUUUGAUCCAGGAAUUGCAAGCGUGCAUCUGAUGUCUAUGAAAUUAAAAGAAAUGGUCAUCUUGAUUUAUAUUUGUAAAAGAAAAGAGAACAACAUGAUGCGGCUCUUCUUUGUGAGUGAGCUCCUGCUACUAAGCCCCGUAAGUAUGUGUUGUCUUGACGUUAGUACCAUCUCGGUUCUUCGUUAUUGUUGCCGGAUGAACCAGCUUCCUAAUUGAUUGCAAUCGGUUGGCACUCUUACUAUUCUUCGUCCGUGUUAGCCUUGGCUAGAGUAUCUUCUCCGGGUUUAAAAUCCCUAUCACUAUUUUUCAAAGUGGAGGUUUACAAGCUGAAGUUUUGAGUUUUACCGAAUGUCGUUUGUUUCCACGUUUUUACCUUUUUUGCCGUGGAACCGAUUCUUAAGUUCUACAAUUUGUGAAUACUUUUGUAGUUCCUCUUAUUCAUUUCUUGAAAUGAUACUUAUAUAUUUAGAAAAAAGAAAAAUAAAAAAAGAA